Anarrhichthys ocellatus (wolf-eel) is the source of this 3196-nucleotide messenger RNA. RefSeq names its product trichohyalin. The record is from RefSeq and is a predicted model, not a curated record. The transcript is spliced from 6 exons. The coding region runs from base 166 to 1416 and encodes 416 amino acids. Lineage: Eukaryota; Metazoa; Chordata; Actinopteri; Perciformes; Anarhichadidae.
AACAGGGUUUGGGCUCUGAUCUGGUCUCAAGUCACCUGACACCACACACACACACCCACACACACACACACACGGCUCCACGGCUGCACCUCGCCGGUGUGUGAAGAAUAUCCAGCCCGUUAUUUUCAAGGUUAUCUCCUGCAGGAACCUCACUUUCUGGAUCCUAUGGGAAUUCUGAUAACCGCGUUUUUUCUCUGGGCUGCCGUCGGGGUGGGAAGCCGGCCAGUAACCUCACCUCUUGAUGAUGCAAAGGUUGAAUGUAUUAUUCAGGAGACUCUGAAUGAAGACGGGCCACAACAUGAGUGUGGCCCACAGCUAGCAGAGGAACUUGAUGAAGUGCAAAGACAUCAUGGUCUGCUCAGGGAGCUGCAGAGGCUGGCUGACCAUGAGACAGACAAGGAGCGAUACGAGUACAACCUGGCUGACGACCAGAGCGACUUCAAGCAAGGGGACGAGGAGGCGAAGGAAGCGAAGGAGGAGAGAGACGUGACCAGCCCUCCAAAGGAGAUAGAGGAAGAUGACACCAAGGAGAAGAUGAUGGAGGAGCCACGGAUCGAACACAGAGGGAGGGACAAAGAAGAGGAGCAAGCCAAGGAGCUUGAGGAGCUGCUGGCUGAGGAGAUCACCAAGAAAGGGAAGGAGGAGAGGAAUGAUGAGGAGCUCAAAGAACUGCUGAAAGAGCUGAAGAAGAAGCGCUACGAGGCAGUGAAGGAGAGGGAGAUCCAGAGAGGCUCUGCACCAGAGCAGAAGGAAGAGGUGGAGGAGAAGAAGGAAAAGGAGGACAAAGUGAAGGAGGGAGAUCCGGCGGAGGACUCGGAGAAGCAGAGGUUCGAGGAGAGGAGGAAGAACGAGGUGGAGCUGAUGGUGGAGAGGGAGAAGGUGGAGAAGGAGCUAAAGGAGCUGCUCAAGGAGCAGGAGAGCAAGAGCAAGCUGGAGCAGGAGAGGGAGCGGACGGAGAAGCAGGAGGAGCUGGACGAACUCGUCAGGAAGAUGAAACGGGUGAAGGAGGAGGAGGAGCAGGAGACGCAGGGCGGGAAGGAAGAGGACGGCGUGGAUCAGAGGCUGGCAGAGGAGAAGAAGGAGGGCGAGGACGACAAGGUGCCCGAUGAGAAAACAGAGAAUGAAGUCAAGAAGAAGAAGGAGGCGACGGCGGUCGAGGUGAAGGAGCCGCAGCAGAAGAGAGUGAUGGAGAAAGCGAGUGAUGAAGCCACGCAGCAGUUUGAGCGUGAGAGGUACAAGGACAGGAAUGAGGAGGACGAAGACGAGGAUGAAUACGUUAGAGAGGACGGGGAGGGGCAGGGGGAGGAAGACGACGAGGAGGGUGAUGCCGAAGAAGAUGAAGGGGAGGAGCUGCUGGAGAUUGAAGCAGAGUUGCGCAAAGUCGCUGCAGAGCUGAGGGAGCUUCGCAGAGGAUAAAACACACACACACACACACACACAUACACACACACAGCAGACUGACAAAACCCGUUCACCCAUUCACAGUCACACAUUCAGCUCACACAUUUUCCAUUUCACAGCCUUCAGAUCCCCAGAGCACACAGAGAUAUGUCUUCCGGACGUGAAUCUGUAAAAGGCCAUUACUAGAAACUGUACAUACUUGUUUGAUUUGUGCUUUCAUAUUACCUGGAAAAGGCUGUCUCCGUUUCCUCGCGUUGAGGAAAAAGAGACGCUAUUAUUUCCAGAAUAUCUGAACAGCUCCUCGUGUCCCUCUCCACCCGCGUCCCUGUCGCAGUACCUAUAAAUGCUGUUUGUAUGGUAGACAGGUGAUUUGUAAAACGCCAUAGAUGCAACGCUUCCAGCACUUUUUUAUUCAAAUGUUACUUUUGACUGCCGAUUGCCAACCAUACAAACACCAUCCUCUCUGAAAUGUGAGUCAUGCACACACACUGGCAAGCAGCUUUCCUCUUCUCUGAAGGAAUCAUCCUCGAUGGUGUGUUCUUGAUGGGAAAAAAACAGAUUCCCUUCUCUAAGUAAUAUGUGUACUUCAAUAUAUAUUUUGUGCAAUAACUAUGUGUAAGCUGUUCCUGCUGUUCUGACUGUUAAAGAUAGGUAUUACUGAUGUUUCUACACAGGUGUUAAGUCAUGAUUUCCUCUCAGUUCCUUUGACGAUAAAGUAGAAACGGAUUGUGUUUCAUUUGGCUCUCGCACUGUUAAAACCAGACUGUUUGUGACGAACCCAGGGUGACACGGACAGAACACGGAGGACGUAGACAUUUCUGACACUCGGGUCAGAUGUUGAGUUUGUCUUGAGCGUGGAUAGCGUGUGGCCACAGGAUGCAAUGUACUUAGAGCUUACAAGGUCUAAAAGUGUCACUCCAGGUUCUCAGCCAGCUUUGCACUCUUAUCUUAACAAGCCAAGGAGGAGACGAGGGAAGAGGGAGUCACUAAAAGCCAUUUUGUUGUCUUUCGGUAACAGCAACGCUGACUAUAGCGUCGAUAAAUGCUCAGUGGUGUUCCGUCACAGAUUUCGUGGCCCUCAUGUCAUUCCUGUAAAUAUCAGAUAUCGAGGUCUGUAAGCCAAGGUCAUAGGAAAUAUGAAGCAACAGCGCCCCCAAGAGGACACAGGGUGGACAUGCACACAGUGCAGGAUUUACAGGGUCAAUGGAGGCCCACUUACUGCAAUAACACAAUGUAGACUACAGCACAUGUGAAUGCAAUAAUUAGCCAAAUAAUGAAUUAUUUCAUGUAUUUUAAUAUGUUAUCAAAGUGCAUCAUAGAGUGCUCGUAUAGCAGAUACAAUCUUCUCUUUUUCUACACAGCCAAGAUUUACAGAACAUGUAUGUAUUUGAACGCCAGGCAAAGUCGCCGGUCGGUCAACUUGUGUAAACACCUGGUGAUAACACACAUCGUCAGUCAACACUGAUGAGCUCAUUACCGUCUAUUCCAAAGAUGAGGUGUUUGUUCACUUGAGAAUAAAUGAAGAAAAAAAAACAUGUACUGUAGUUUUCUUUUUUCUAUAUUAGUGCAAACGUUUUUCCACAAAAUGUAUCUUACAAGCCAGCAAGAAAGAUUAAGGAAAUGUCUCUGGGGGGAGGGGGGUCCACAUAAGGGCAUAGAGGACAUUUCGAAUAACAAAGGAAAACAAUAUUAAGCAAACCACCAUUUGUAAUAUUACUGGCCAAUCAGAUUGCUGUAUUUUGUGCCUGCUGUAUCUUCUUCUAUGCUUCAAUCAAUAAACAGAAAGUGUAUUCAA